AUCCGAAUUUAUUCAAGUCAUUGACAAAAAGAGAGAGUACCAAGAAAUUCAAAAACCAUUUCAUUGGCCAGGUUAAUCUUAUCUCAUGUGUCGACUCAGAUUAUACUAUCUGAGGUUAUGGGUGUAAUCGACUGCACGUUUAGUAAAAUCCACAGUCUGUGAUGACUGAAGUGUCUGAAGACAAUAAGUGACUAACUUUAGAACAAUGAAACACAAUUUUCUUAUUAUUUCUGUCCUUCAUUACUGAAACCGGUACAAAUCUGGGUUUAAAAGAACAACAUGAACAUCCAUGAGCUGACAACAUGGGUAAUGAUCUUCACAUCACUACUGGCUGGGCACGCAGGUGGACAGGAGAACACAGGAAUGACGAUUCCGGCGUCGCUUAGAGAUUGCUAUGGGAACGAAGAUCUUUAUUCACGGAACAAACGACUGCCAAUGACCAUGGCAACACUCAUCGAGUUGAUACGCAAGGUGGAACUGUACAAAGGAGCAUAUUUCGAUCUUCGGACUUUGUCAGUGACUUUACUGCACAGGUUCCGGAUGGACGGUAUUGAAAGCAUUCCGGGUGUUCCGGCAUCACCCGGAGUCGUUCCAUUCCGGCUGUCAGGACAUCAGUUUUCAAAGCACAAGGUGCUGUUCGAGCAGCUCAUUCCGGGCAAUGCCUACACCUUCCCCAACGAAAGCCUCAGCAAACAAGAACUGUGCACACUGCACUUCAUGCUGUCCAGCACGGUGGAGCCGUGGGAACGAGGCGACGAAGACGAUGUGUGUCCUCUGAAUCUCUACGGGUUACCAACAGCCGGCAACUGGCUUAUUCGAGGUCCUGACUACCAGAAGGCGAAACUUCAGGGCGCGAAACUGAGCCGCUGUCCUGUAGAAGACGGCGUGGUCCAUACCUCGAAGUGGGGCACAGUGGGUCCCGGGGCUGUGUUAGCAGGGAUAGCAUCUGCGCUUGAGCCCCAGCAGGUUCAAAUAACUCUCCUGCUGACCGAACCAAUUGAAACCAGUGACACCGACAAAUUGGAGAAGUUUGAUCGUUACAGGACGAUGUCUUCGUCCGCUCAACUACACAACACGUGGGCCGCUACUCUGGCAGGCGACCUGGCAGAAGUGGCUGUGUACCAGGGACCACGACUCCAGGGCGAUCUGUACAUCGGGCCAGCUGGCAAUUGGAACGACACGGAGAUACCUCGUGUCCGGUACAUGGACCAGAGGAACCAGGGUCUGUGGCAGAUGACGGACGCUGAAGCCCUAGGAGACAUUGAUGGACUGAUCCUGUCAGGGGCAGUGCAGAGUUGGAGAACGCAACUGAGUAGCCUGCGUCUCUCUCAAUUGCUCGAUAUGUACUACUCUCAUCGCGGGGUCAACUUCGACCCCCAGUAUAGUGCCUGCGAGCGGCAGGCCAGACUGAAGGAGCUCGAAGAAACGAGCGACUUGUUGCAGACAGAGACGACGAACUUCGCUCGGGUGUUGUCCUACAAGUCUCCGGAAGCCGUCCAGAUCUCAGACGAGAAAAUCCAGGAAUUCAGCCUUAAAGCCGUUCAGGCUUACAACAUUCAUCUAUGUAAGAGGAGUUAA
Zootermopsis nevadensis is the source of this 1578-nucleotide messenger RNA. The record is from RefSeq and is a predicted model, not a curated record. NCBI's taxonomy places the organism in Eukaryota, Metazoa, Arthropoda, Insecta, Blattodea, Termopsidae.